AUGUUCGGCGCUGGUUUGUUAUUCGGCCUGAGCUUCGACACCGCCACGCAGGUCGGGCUGAUCGGCAUGGCCGCCAUCAGCGGCGCCUCGGGGAAGCUCCCCCCGGCCUUGGUGCUUGUUUUUCUGUUGUGCUUCUCGUGCGGCAUGUGCCUCGUGGACUCGGGCAACGGGCUGCUCAUGCUGGCCACGUACAGUUGGGCAAAAGCGCGGCCCAGCCAGAAGAUCUUCUACAACUUCCUGGUCACCUCGAUGUCGGCCGUCAUCGCCCUCUGCAUCGGCUCCCUGGAGCUUCUGCAAGUGGUCUGCCGCAUGGCCGACAUCCACGGGCCGUUCUGGGAUGCUGUAUCGGGGGUCGACAUGGCCGCCAUCAGCUACGGCAUCGUCGACACCUUCCUCGCCGUGUUCGCUGCGGCGGUGAGUUACUCGUGCGUGUGUUCAGUCGUUCCCUCGUCGUCGACCCUGCCAGCCUCUAAAUUCGGCUGA
Molecule: messenger RNA, 483 nt
Organism: Prorocentrum cordatum
Lineage: Eukaryota; Dinophyceae; Prorocentrales; Prorocentraceae
Source: the annotation of a GenBank genome assembly